Messenger RNA from Thrips palmi, 2699 nucleotides. RefSeq lists its product as uncharacterized. Gene Ontology annotation, molecular function: metal ion binding; ubiquitin protein ligase activity. The coding region runs from base 129 to 1964 and encodes 611 amino acids. The transcript is spliced from 9 exons. The record is from RefSeq and is a predicted model, not a curated record. Gene Ontology annotation, biological process: protein ubiquitination. NCBI's taxonomy places the organism in Eukaryota, Metazoa, Arthropoda, Insecta, Thysanoptera, Thripidae.
CAGUGUGGUGACUCCGACUGGGCUGAUGACAAGUCGUCCGUUCGAUUUUAGUUUUUGAUCGUCUCGUCAGUUCUUCAAAACUCGCCGAGUUUUGACUGUUGCUGGGUCGUCCAUCAGAACUAACCACGAUGAUUUGCAGCGUGUGCAUGGAGCAGUUCGACUCCGCCGAGCGCCGCCCGAAGGUGCUUCCCUGCGGACACUCGUACUGCCUGAAAUGCCUCAUUCAGUUGCCCAGCAAAAAGUGCCCUGUCGACAGCAAGGCCUUCAAUCUUCCGCCGGAGAAGUUAUUGGAUAACUACAGUCUUCUCGCUGAAAGUAACAAGCCGGCUGAGAAAGCCGACCCCCGCUUCUGGUGCCUGAGCUGCAAGAAGGCCGCGACGGCGGACUGCAUCGACGACCACCCCGUGUGCAGCCUCAAGAAGGCCCGCGCCAAGGACGCGGCGCUGCUGCUGGGGUCGCUGCAGCGCGGCGAGGCGGCCCUGGACGAGCUGCGCGACACACUAGAACACGUGGCGCGGGAACUGCAGGACAGCCGCGACCGGCUGCAGCAGGACAAGGCGGGCCUGGCCGCAGCCAGGGCGCGCCUGCAGGACGCGCAGGUGGCGGACGAAGCCGUCUGGGAGCAGGCCAAGGCCGCAGCGCGGGAAGGCCUGUCCCGGACCCCUGUCCGGCUGCUGGACGACCUGGCCGACCCCGUCGCCACGUGUAGCCUUACGGUGCAGCGGGGCGCUGACGGUGGCGUGGCGUGGCGCGGCGAGGUUGGGCUGGCGGACGACGCAGCGGCCAGGCUGCUGCUGUGCCGGAUGGCGCUCAACGGAGGGCUGCAGCAAGAGCAACAGCAAGAGCACGAAGAGGGGCAAGAGCGACCUGCCGCCCGACUCUUGCCGGAGCGCUGCAACGAGGGAGAGAAUGUGCUGACCCUAGAAGACAUGAAGGCCAGGAUGGUUGAAGGCGCCAGGGUGGAGCGGGGCAGGGAUUGGCCAGAAGGACGCUAUGAGGACGGAAAGCCGCCUGGGCCCGGCACCGUCAUUCCGGCCAUUAGUAGUGGUAACAGUGGUUGGGUAUCUGUGAAGUGGGACCGCACCGGCGUCACAAGCUCACACCCCAUGGGAGAGUACCAGAAGACCCCGACCCAACGUGGCUAUGAUCCUGUUACUAUUACGGAGUACCAGCUCCAUCUUCUGGCGCCCGCUCCGUUGAAAUCGCAUCUGGGAACAACCUCUACCUUUGGUGCCGUGUCCACAAGCACCGUCAUGGCCCAGGUGUUAACGAAUGGUAUACUCAAAACGGUGCGCGUCAUCAACCUGGACUGCAGUGUAUCUCCGUACUGGAACCAGAAGGUGCUGGAGCAGGUGGCUCCGCACCUGGAGGGCCUGCAGAUGUCUUCGCCUCAGCAGCGGCACCUGGACGUCGUCCGGACGAUGCCGUACCUGAAGGCCCUUUGCCUCAGCGGUGUCACCGGCGAUCACCUGCAGCAGUUGAACCAGAUUCCGAUCCUGGAGUCCCUCUGCAUCAAGGGCGUGACGGGUGACGCCCUGCAGGCGGCGAACCAGAUGGCGUCGCUGCGCCGCCUGGAGCUGCACUGCCCGUUUGCCGCGCCCCUGCCCGUGGUGGCCUUCCCCGCCACUCCCGCUAAGCUGCAGUGGCUGCGCUGCGGCGUGUACCCGCUGGCCGCGGCGCUGGCCCUGGUGCGCGCGCACGCGGACUCGCUGCAAGAGCUGCAGCUGGUGGCGGCCUCCACGGAGCCCUACGGCUGCCCCGACCUGGCCGAUGAGAUCCGGCGGUGCGGACUCAAGCAGCUCAUGCGGAUGGUGCUGCUGAGGCAAACCGACGGAGGGGCUUUCUGUCGUCACGACAAGGACUCGUGCAGAGUUCAGAAGAUUCAGCUGUGGGACAUGUUUGUGGAAGCCAACUUGACUGCUGUGAAAGUGAUAUGCAGUGAAUGUGACCGCGAGGAGUUCUAGAAAUUGUGAACGCAGUAAAAGCUCUACGAAGAACCGCUUUGUAAUACGAAGAAAAUGAAGGCAUUGUAAAAUCUACGAAGAAAUGUUGUCUUACGAAGCAAAAUCCUUCGAACGAGGGGGCAAAAACUCUCGCAAUCAUGUGUAUACGGCCCCCGAAAUCACACGCGAAUCAUUGAGAAUCACGCGAAAUCAAGCAAUCCGAAAUCAAGCAAUCCGAGAUCAAGCAAUCCGAGAUCAACCAAAAUCACUAAAAUCGACCGAAAUCAGGCAGGAUCACACGAAACCAGGCAAAAACAGUCCGAAAUCAUUUCUUUCCGAACACAAUUGCACACAAUCACGCUCAACAUCACCCUGGUGCGUCGCGAAAUAAGGCAGGAUCAGCCAUGAAAUCAAUUAAAACCAUCCGCAAUUACACAGAAUCACGCGCAAUCAAGAUAAAAUUUUCAAAUCGGACAAAAUCACCCAAAUUAUUCAACAUCACGUGCAUUACGCGAAUCAUGCGAAUCAUUGCGUUUUCCGAAUCAUGUGUACACGAAAAUCCCGAGUUUUUGCCCCCUCGAACACGAAGCAUUUCUUUAUAAUACAAAGCAAUUCUACAAUGCCUUCAUUUUCUUUGUAGUUACGAUGCAAAUGCUCCGUAACGAAGCAAAUGGCUGUUAAGAGUGAAGUAGGAUAUCCCACGGCAUUGUAACUGAUCAAGGAGGAUCACAAUAAAUCUUUGAUUGUACAAUCUGA